Molecule: messenger RNA, 1284 nt
Organism: Pelecanus crispus (Dalmatian pelican)
Lineage: Eukaryota; Metazoa; Chordata; Aves; Pelecaniformes; Pelecanidae
Gene: IRF8
Product: interferon regulatory factor 8
Biological process (GO): immune system process; regulation of transcription by RNA polymerase II
Cellular component (GO): nucleus
Molecular function (GO): RNA polymerase II cis-regulatory region sequence-specific DNA binding; DNA-binding transcription factor activity, RNA polymerase II-specific; protein binding
Source: RefSeq, a predicted model, not a curated record
AUGUGUGACCGCAAUGGUGGGCGACGGCUCCGGCAGUGGCUGAUCGAGCAGAUUGACAGCGAGCUGUACCCUGGGCUCAUCUGGGAGAAUGAGGAAAAAACCAUGUUCCGCAUCCCGUGGAAACACGCCGGGAAGCAGGACUACAACCAGGAGGUGGAUGCCUCCAUUUUCAAGGCCUGGGCUGUCUUCAAAGGCAAGUUCAAAGAAGGUGACAAAGCGGAGCCGGCCACGUGGAAGACGCGACUGCGCUGCGCCUUGAACAAGAGCCCUGACUUUGAGGAGGUGACAGACAGGUCCCAGCUGGACAUCUCCGAGCCCUACAAGGUCUACAGGAUCGUGCCAGAGGAGGAACAGAAAUGCAAAGCAGUCAUUGCCAACGGGAGCAGCCUGAAUGACGUCACGGAGAUGGACUGCAGUUCCUCUGCAAUCGAUGACCUCAUUAAAGAGCCCCCCUGUGUAGAUGAAUACCUGGGGAUCAUCAAGAGAAGCCCCUCGCCCCCCCAGGAGACCUGCAGAAACCCCCUGAUACCCGACUGGUGGGUGCAGCAGCCCAGCCCCACGUUGCCCUUGAUGAACGGAUACUCUGGCUACGAGCAGCAUCAUUCGGGUUACUCCCAGAUGGUGAUCAGCUUCUUCUACGGUGGGAGGCUGGUGGGCCACAUCACCACCACGUGCACUGAGGGCUGCCGGAUCUCGCUCAGCCAGCCCUCCAGCCACGGUGAGAAGCUGUAUGCCCCAGAUGCCCUGGAGCAUGUGCAGUUCCCCUCAGCCGAUGCCAUCCAGAAUGACCGCCAGAAGCAGAUCACCAGGAAGCUCUUUGGGCACCUGGAGAGGGGUGUCCUGCUGCACAGCAACAAGCAGGGCAUCUUCAUCAAGAGGCUGUGCCAGGGCAGGGUCUUUUGGAGCGGGAACACCAUGGUUUACAAGGACAGGCCCAACAAACUGGACCGGGAUGAGGUGGUGAAGAUAUUUGACACCAACUUGUUCUUCAGAGAGCUGCAGCAGUUUUACAACAACCAGGGCCGCUUCCCAGACAGCAGAAUCACGCUGUGUUUCGGAGAGGAGUUCCCGGAUGCCGUGCCCCUGCGGUGUAAGCUUAUCCUUGUCCAGGUGGAGCAGCUGUGUGUCAGGCAGUUGGUGGAGGAGGCUGGGAAGACCUGCAGCAGCACCAUGCUCCCCAUAGCUGAUGAGACACAGCACGACCAGGUGUACAGGAUCUUCCAGGACAUCUGUGCGACGCAUCAGCGGCCGCUCUUCAGAGAAAACCAACAGAUUGCUGUUUGA